AUGACGGCGCAGACGCUGCGGGAAAUCUCGGCCCACAAUUUACGCAGCUUCAAGCGUAACUAUGUCUCCGAAAUCUCGGGGUCCCUGGGAGAUCUGGGAACCUUUCUACCUAUCGCUAUCGCGCUAGCUGUCAACGGCUCCGUCUCCCUAACAGCCACCCUCAUUUUUUCCGGUGUAUAUAACAUCCUGACCGGUCUAUAUUUCGGUAUUCCCCUCCCGGUUCAACCUAUGAAAGCGAUCGCUGCCGUGGCUAUUGCUCGUAACUUCUCCAACGGCUCGAUCGCCGCCGCCGGGAUCUUCGUUGGGGCAUGCAUUCUCGUGUUCAGUGUUACAGGUCUGCUACGCUGGUUCUCCAACGUGAUCCCCAUCCCGGUUAUCAAAGGAAUUCAGGUCGGAGCGGGGCUGUCGUUGGUCAUCUCCGCUUGUGGCAGUAUGUUGGCACCCUUGCGAUGGAUCGGCCCGUCUUGGGCAGAUAAUCGGAUCUGGGCGCUUGCUGCAUUUGUGGCUCUUCUCACCACGCACAUAUAUCGAGGUGUUCCAUAUGCUUUGGUUAUUUUUGCGCUUGGACUGCUAUUUGCGAUCAUUAGAACGGCUCUGGCUGCUGAUCUACCUGGAUUUGAAUUUUGGCACCCCUAUGUCGUGGUGCCGAUGCCCUCUGAAUGGCGAGUCGGUGCCAUUGACGCUGGUAUUGGUCAAAUACCACUGACCACUCUCAACUCCAUCGUUGCUGUUGUUCAUCUCGCACACGACUUACUGCCGUCCGUCCGCACCCCUUCAUUCACGCAUAUUGGUUUAAGUGUUGCUGGAAUGAAUCUACUGGGCUGCUGGUUUGGCGCAAUGCCGGUAUGCCAUGGAUCCGGUGGCCUGGCUGCUCAGUAUCGAUUUGGUGCACGGUCGGGUGCCAGUAUCAUCUUCCUUGGUGCCCUGAAACUCAUCAUUGGGCUUCUUUUCGGAGAAACGCUAGUGGAUCUAUUGAAACGUUUCCCGGCAGCUUUCCUGGGGGUCAUGGUUAUUGCGGCUGGGCUGGAACUCGUGAGCGUUGGCGAGAGCCUCAACACAUCUGCUGCCCGGGAUAUAGGACAAGCGGGCAGCGGAAUGCUAGGGAUUGGCGAGCAACACAUUGGCCCUAUGCUCACUGACGAAGAGCGCAAACGACGAUGGACAGUGAUGAUGGUGACGGUAGGCUUGUUGGUUGGAUUCAAGAACGACGCGAUUGGCUUUAUUGCCGGUAUGCUCUGUCAUUCAGCAUAUGAGCUUCCACAAUGGUGGGAGAAAGCCCGCACCCGGUGGUCAGAGGGGCGUCUUCGUCUUCGCUAA
Molecule: messenger RNA, 1317 nt
Organism: Penicillium verhagenii
Lineage: Eukaryota; Fungi; Ascomycota; Eurotiomycetes; Eurotiales; Aspergillaceae
Product: putative sulfate/molybdate transporter
Exons: 1
Coding region: 1-1317 (438 amino acids)
Biological process (GO): molybdate ion transport
Molecular function (GO): molybdate ion transmembrane transporter activity
Source: RefSeq, a predicted model, not a curated record